Drosophila guanche is the source of this 2604-nucleotide messenger RNA. RefSeq names its product glycerophosphocholine phosphodiesterase GPCPD1. Gene Ontology annotation, molecular function: glycerophosphocholine phosphodiesterase activity; starch binding. The coding region runs from base 201 to 2183 and encodes 660 amino acids. Gene Ontology annotation, biological process: glycerophospholipid catabolic process. NCBI's taxonomy places the organism in Eukaryota, Metazoa, Arthropoda, Insecta, Diptera, Drosophilidae. The transcript is spliced from 2 exons. The record is from RefSeq and is a predicted model, not a curated record.
AAGUACAAAAUGCUGGCCCACUAGCAACAACAACAAAACAAAAAGGGAAACCAAUUGCGCAUUCGGCGUAUAUAGUAGUGCAAAAAUCUAAUUAAAUCAACUGUGAUAUAAGUUUUUUUUUUCCGUUUGGUUCUCCAGACCAACCAAAGCAACCUAAACUUAAAGUUUAAAGUCACACACGAAACAAAACCCCAGCAAAGAUGUCUGUUCCCAUGAUAUUGACCCCGAUGGAAGCCCAAGGCACGGACGAGCACAUGCAAAAUUGUGCCGCAUAUGUGGAGGCAGCCACCGUGCCACCGGGCACCCUAAUCAAAUAUGGCACAGCCAAUGAGCUGGAGACGGCCACCGGUGCGACGGGUGCCACCUGCAAGCCCACACUGAGGGAGUUCAACGUGAGACUGGAGACUCCCUUGGCGCCGGAAGAGCGCCUGGGACUGACAGGCGAUGUGAAGGCCCUCGGCGAGUGGCAGCUCUCACGCUGCGUACCCCUGGACUCGCUCGACGAACUCAACUGGCAGGCGACGGUGCCGCUGCAGUCGUGCCGCCAGCUGGAAUACCGCUACUUUGUGUACGUGGAGGAUCUGUCCGGCUACAAGCAGAUUCGCCGCUGGGAGACACACUUCAAGCCGCGCUCCCUCGGCCCCUGCUCGGAGAUACAGUGCAGCCAGAUCGAUGUGUUUGGCAUAACCGCAGACAAUGCGGACCUCAAGCCGCAGGUGCAUCGCGGCUGGCUCAAUCACGAGGUGAUUGUUCAGCUCAAGUUCAACGGCGAGAAGAUGUUCCAGGUGCACGACAUCGAGACCUUUGACCCCCAGCAUGUGCAGCUAAAGAUUGUGCCCGUUGAGAUGACCGCCGGCCUGCAGGUGGAGUACACCAAGCAGGAGUACGGCAAGAGUCAGCUGGAGAAUCAGCCCACAUUCGGAGUGCCCUACACCAGGGGCGACAUUGUCAUCUUCCACAUCACCGUGCCGCUGGAGAAGAUGAUGCAGCAGCACUUCCGCCUGGACUGCUACACCAUGUCCAAUGAGCUACUCGGCAGUGCCAAUCUCGUCAGCUCAGAGCUGCAGGGCAGCGAGGGAUUGCUCCAUCUACGCAUCAAGUCGGCCAGCGAUGCCGAAGAGACUCUGGCCCGUCUCCGUUUGCCAUAUGUCAUUGUCCAGCCGUACCGCUACUCGCCGCUGGACUUCAAGACCACCUAUGCCCACUACUGGCCCAAGAGCUGGCCCAAUCUGGAUGUGGGACAUCGCGGCAACGGCAAGAGCUACAUUGCCGAUGCCCCAGCAGAGAGGGAGAACACAAUUGCCUCGUUUCUGAGUGCCCACGAGCAUCAUGCGGAUAUGAUCGAGCUGGAUGUACACCUCACGGCCGAUGGAGUGCCUGUGAUCUAUCACGACUUUGGCCUGCGCACUGCGCCGCCUGGCAAACAGAUCACCAAGCCGGACCAACUGGAGUACGUUCUGAUCAAGGACAUCAACUAUGAGCUGCUGAAGCGGCUGCGCAUCUUCUCUGUGAUCAAUGGGCGGGUGGUGGAGUAUCCCUCGCAUAAUGCCGAGUCCCGGCCCGCACAUCGCAUCUUUCCACGACUGGUGGAGGUGCUCGACGAGCUGCCCAAGUCCCUGGGCAUCGAUAUUGAGAUCAAGUGGCCGCAGCGUCGCCAAGGUGGCGGCUCCGAGGCCGAGCAGACCAUCGACAAAAACUUCUUUGCCGAUCGUGUGCUCCACCAGGUGAUCCAGCAUGGCUGCGGCCGUCCCAUAAUCUUCUCCAGCUUCGAUGCCGACAUGUGCACCAUGCUGCGCUUCAAGCAGAACAUUUUCCCCGUGAUGUACCUCACCCAGGGCCAGACGAAGAAGUGGCAGCCGUUCCUGGAUCUGCGAACAAGGACCUUCGAGGCGGCCGUGAACAAUGCCCAGGCCUUUGAGUUGGCGGGCACUGCACCGCAUGCCGAGGAUUUCCUCGGCGAGAAUGCCGCCCAGAUGCUGCAGCAGGCCAAGGACUUGGGCCAGAUUGCCGUCCUCUGGGGCGACGAUUGCAAUUCGCGGGAGCGUGUCAAGUAUUUCACACAGAUUGGGGCCACGGCCACAUGCUACGAUCGCAGCGAUCUCUACAUGCCCGAUGGCAAGCAGGAAGCGUUCUUCAAGUCACCGGCCCUGAUGGCCGAAUUCGCGGCCCAGUGCCGGAUCUAAACGGGCUGGAAGGGCGGGACGGGUUGGGUCGGGUGAAUCUUAGCAUAAGUUAAUCAUUAAUCUUGUAAAGAAAUUUUUGUAUAUUUAUUUAGAAACGUAACGUAAGCCGGAGAAAUGUGAGAAAAUGGGGGAAGAAGCGCAGCUUCAUAAAUUGGUUUAUUAAAUUAUAGGAAACCAAAAUGUGUAAAGGCCGUCAUUUGGUCAUAAUUACAUUCGUGUAGAAAUCUACCCCAGAGCAUGGGAGGAAUUCCCCUCAAAAAUUAAGUAGCAACAUAAAAGACAAUGUGAGAGAAGAAAGCGAUGCGAAAAAGUGAAAAGAAAAUAAAGAGAGAAAUGAGGAUAGCAAACACACAUACAAUAUAUUUACACCUAAUAUCUGCUAUAAAUCGUUAAAUACCUCAAUGUGCAAAUGUGCAAAAAA